Molecule: messenger RNA, 1272 nt
Organism: Diaporthe amygdali
Lineage: Eukaryota; Fungi; Ascomycota; Sordariomycetes; Diaporthales; Diaporthaceae
Product: translocation protein sec62
Exons: 3
Coding region: 1-1272 (423 amino acids)
Biological process (GO): post-translational protein targeting to membrane, translocation
Cellular component (GO): endoplasmic reticulum membrane; endoplasmic reticulum
Source: RefSeq, a predicted model, not a curated record
AUGCAGAAUCCAAACGCGCCACCAGGCGGCAUGCCUCCUCCUGGAGCUAUUCCAGUGCCGCCCAUGCCUCCAGGAGUGCCUCCUCUACAGCCUGGUGUGCCGCCAACCCCGGAGCAGAUGGCUGUCAUCCGCCAGUUCCAGCAGCAGAUGAACCAGAGAGUUGCCCAAGAGGCCGAGAAAGCCGGCCUGUCCGUCCCCGAGUUCGUCCAGCGCAUGCAACAGCAGCAACAGGCCAUGCGGGCCCAGAUGCUCGCAAGACAGCAGCAGCAACAGCAAGCAGGUGGACCGCAGCAGCAAGGCCAGCAGCAAGGCCAGGGACAGCCUCAGGGACAGCCCCAGGGCCCGCCCCAACAGAUGCAAGGUCGUCCCGCCGGCCAGCCGCAGCCCAUCACUCCAGGACCUCCCAACCCUGUUGCCAUCGCCCUCGCCAACUUCCUGCGGGGCCAAGACCUGAAGCUUCGCACUUGCAUCCUGAACGGCGAGCGCAAGGACAUGUUUAGAGUGAAGAGAGCCCUUCGAGCGUUGCAGUCUCCGGCAUACGAGAAGGCCCGCAAGAAGAACCCUGCGCUGCCCGAGGUCACCGACCGGCCUUCCCUCGAGAAUGCCUUCAAGCUCCUGCCCAUGUCCAUGCUGGCCCUCCGAGUCGAGAAAAUCGACCCCCAUGCCGGCCAUGCCCACCCUCCCAAGCGAACGAAGCGCGUCAAGGGUCUUUGGACAGUGCGCAUCGUGCCACAACAAGACGCUGGCGACGACAUGUACUACACUUGGAUGUACGAGGGAAGUCAGAUCAAGCGCAAGGUCUAUGCAGCCCUUGCCCUCCUAGCUAUUUUCACUGUCGUCCUCUACCCCCUGUGGCCGCUGAAAAUGCGCCAGGGUGUCUACUAUCUCAGCUGGGGCUUCUUGUGUCUGUUAGGAUUGUUCUUCCUCAUGGCAAUAUUCCGUGUCAUCCUCUUCUGCGUCACCUACUUUGUCGUUUCGCCUGGACUCUGGCUCUUCCCGAACCUCUGGGAGGAUGUUUCAUUCGUCGAUUCUUUCAAGCCUGUGUGGGCUUGGCAUGAGACUGCGAAGAAGAAGAAGAGGUCCAAGUCAUCUGUCAGCGGAGGCAGCGCGAACCCACAGGCAAAUUCAUCUUUUGCUGCUGCUACCGGCCAGCCGAUGCCGGCCAGCGCGACAACCACGGCGACGGAGACGCAGAUUGAGACAGGAGGCGGUCAAGCACAACAGAGGUCUUAUGUUGCCCCCAGGGUGGAGGAACUCGGAGACGACGAGUAG